Messenger RNA from Panicum hallii, 1447 nucleotides. Its product is annotated as ATG8-interacting protein 2-like. The coding region runs from base 156 to 1016 and encodes 286 amino acids. The transcript is spliced from 3 exons. Gene Ontology annotation, cellular component: intracellular membrane-bounded organelle. Lineage: Eukaryota; Viridiplantae; Streptophyta; Magnoliopsida; Poales; Poaceae. The record is from RefSeq and is a predicted model, not a curated record.
UAUGGGAUGGCGGCGGUCGGUCAGUAGGGAAGAAAAGAAAAGAUCUGCGCACCGCACCGCACGCCACGCCUCUUUCCCCAUCCCCAUCCCCUUCCCCUUCCUCUGCUGCCUGUGAUCGCCGCGGCGAAGAAGCAACUCCCCUCCUCGCUGAAAACAUGGAGCCUGACCACAGUGGCACGGACCAGACCUCUCCGCGCGGGAAUGAUUGGGAAGUCGUGCAACUCACUGCAUCAACAUACGCAGCUGCACCUGGACCUGCACCAAGGAGACCUGAACCUUCUGAGGAGUCUGAAGCUAAGAAAUACAGCACCAAAGGGGAUGAUUCAGCAGCUGCGCUCUUGAUGUCUGGCCAUUUUUCUGUGUCUCAGACUGAGGUUGAGAGCCUCCUCAUAGGCGCAGACAGCAAAGAACCGCACAAGGAGCUUUGCAGCCAAGAUGCAGUUUCUAACGAGGGUGAUGAACAAAAAUACCAAGAAACUUGCAAGCAUAAAUUGGAGGAUGACCUCCCCAGUAUUCCAUCCUUGGACAAAGGGAAAAAUGUUACCUUGGGUGAUAUGGAGUUUGAUGAUGGCAAAGCAUUGCAGGGCAUGAGUCUGGUGGGGGAAGAGUCGGUUGGGUUCUCAUCACCUAUUUACAGCUCAAUUGAGGCUGAAAAGGAUUUAGGUCGAUCAGCUAUGGAGAGUAGAAAUGAGAAGAAAACUGAGGAGUCAACUCUGCAUAUUGUGAACCCCAAAACUGGUUCAUCAAAUGUUGUUUCAUCUGAUGAACAGAACAAACCUGAUGGUUCAGGCCCACGGGAUGCAUGGUGGAAGAAGCAGCUUUUAUCUCUGUACAAGAAUGCAAAGGAGAGCAACAAUUUCUGGCCUAUCGUUGCGGCUGCUGCUGCUGCUGCUGCUCUGGUGGGCCUGGCAUAUUUUGGGCACCGCUGGCAUAAGGGCAAGCUGCAACUUCAGCUGGGCAAACAGCCACCUUCUGGCAACAAGGAGACUCUUGUUUUUAUUUCAGAAAAUCAAUGAUGCAGUUAGACCUUUAAACCGUAUCAAGGACAUUCUUGUUGCUGGCAAUCACCCAAGUCCCGGUAUCCAUGGGCAUGCCCGAGCAAGCGGAAUGUGAUCAAUCAGUAAAACCCAUCAGCAUCCCCAAUCCAUCAAUGAAGACAAUGGCGCAAAACUGGAGCAAUGGUUCAGGCUUGAGGAUGUUUAUGCAAGUAUGUUUGGUGGCUAUGUAAAUUCCAAAACCCCUUUUGGAUAUGUAAAUAUAUGAGUUUAGCGUGGUUGCCCUUUUCAUUUGGUCACUUCAUCGAACCUCCAGUGUUUUCAUUCCGCACUGUCGAUCAACUACUGUGUAGUGUGUACCCACCAUAUAUGACUGUCUUGUUUGAGAUUGCUCACGCAUAUGAUGGGGAUAUGGUCUGGUUUUCAUAUCAGCAAAUUUAUUUCACCCUUAA